AUGAAUGAUUAUGAAAAACGUUUUCAACGUUCAAUACAAAAAUUAACUAUACCAUCAUGGUUUACAGAUACUAGACCAUCAUUAAAUAAAAUUAAUAAUAGUAAACAAUCAAUUAAUUCAACUACAACACCUAUACAAUGGAAAACAUCUUAUAAAGAAUUUCAACGAACGCCUGAAAUAUUUUAUGUACGUAUUCCACAUAGUUAUCGUUCAUGUCAAUCAUCAAUAGCAACAUCACCAUCACCAUCAAUACAUUCUUGGCAUCCAAAUUUUUUAUUAGAUAGUUCUCGACGACAAAAAAAAUAUGAAAAAGGUAUUGAACGUGUAUCAAAAUCUAGUCGAUGGUAUCAACCAACACAAUUUAUUCCUAAUGAAAUAACAGAUGUUCAAACAGGUAAUAUAAAAGUAUCAACAUCAACCAAAUACAAACAACAAUCGUCUAAAAACAAUCAUUAUGAUACACCAAAAAUUCACUGUAAUGAUGAAGGUUUAAUAUUAAUAUCAAAUCUUUUGGUAACUAAUGGUGAUAUUGAAAAAAACAUCAUCACGGAACAAACUAAGAAUAUGAUUACCAAUGAAAAGCAACAAGACAAUCAUAUUAAAUCAAAUGAAUCUCAAAUAAUGCCAUUGGCAAUUACAAAAGAACCCUCCAGUGGUAUUGAAUUAGAAGUAGUAACUAAUGAAGAACAUGACAAUCGAUCAUUACCAAUGAAAAAUAACGAUCUUAUACCACCAAUAACAAAUUUAUCAUUAUCUAUUGAAAAAUCUGAUGAUAAUGAAUUAUUUGAACGUGUUGCAAAUAAUUUAGUUGAAUCAGUUCUUACUGAUGUCUUACAUUUACAUAGCCUUGAACAUGAUGAUGAUAAAAAUAGUGGUGUAAGAGAAUUAUCAGAAGAUGAAAAUGGUCUCAGAGAAUUAGAUGAAAAUGAUAUGAAUGAUAUGGAUGAAUUUAUUGUUUUUGGAACAAAUGCAGAAAUAUCGGACGAUGAAUAUUCAUCAAAUAUUCCACGAUGUAGUCUUAAUAAAUUAUAUACAUUUUCAAGAACACAUCAUAAUGGUAUUGAUAAUUCAAAACAAACAACUUCAAAUCAGAAUGGAUCAACAUCAACACUUGAGAAAGAUUUUAUAGUAACUAAUUCUCAAUUGUAUUCAAAUACAGAACAAUCGUUUGAUAAAUCUUUUCCUUCAUCUCCUAUUUGUCAAUCUCAUAUUGAACAGCAACAAAAUACUAUAGACCAUUAUAUUGAUGUAACAGUAUAUCCUGAAUAUAGUCAUUUAGCGAAAUAUCAAUCAUCUGAAGGUGUUAAUGAAGAAACAGCAAGAAUCGGACGACUUCUACUCGAUAGUAUACCGACGUCUUUCAUUGACGAUGUUCAUAAUCUUUCACAAACUCUGAUACCUAUUCAAUCAACAUUAGAAAAAACUCAAAUUGUCAUAUCAGGUCGAAAUAACAUUUAUGAUUCUCCAAGGAAAGACUGUCCUCAUGCUCAACAAAGAAUCAUCGAAGAAUAUGAUGAAGAAUUAAAUGAUGAAGUCCAUCGUGAUUCAGCUUAUUCCAGUAAUCAAGAACGAAUUAAUAUGCAACAAUUAUUUUAUGAACAAUUAUCAGAAUGCUAUUCAGGAUAUUCAUUUAUUCAAAGUGAUUUUUUAACUCCAAAUAUUUCAUCAUUACAAUCAACAACAGAUGAAGCAUAUGAAUCUGAACCAACAACAAUGAGUUCAUCAAUAGGCGUAACAACUUAUGUUCAUCCUGAUCUUGAACAUGAAUUUGAAUAUCCAUCACCACCACCACCUAUACCUGAUCGACGUCUUAAACCAGAUUAUUUAAAAUCAUCAACAAUCCAAUCUCGUUUAAUUAAACAAGAUAAUAUUGAUUCAGCUGAAUAUAGUAUUAUUCAAAAACCUAAAUCAGAACCAUUAACAUCUAUUCCACAAAUAACUGUUUCAACAUCAAAUAAUUCAAAUUUAUCUUCAACACGUACUAUGAGUAGUCGACAUUAUUGUGGUUCAAUACCUAGAUCAGAUAAAUUAAUUCAAUCAUGUAUAGAUUCAAUAAAAAUGAAAACAAAAGACGAUAACAAUGAAAAAAAUAAAGAUAAACGAAAUACUCGAGUACUUAAUUGUUUACAUUCAUCAACAACUGAUGAUGAUAAUAAUAAUAAUCAUAAUAAACGAAAUAUAAUUACAAAAUCACCAUCAUCAUCAUUGAAUAAAAUGAAAAUAAAAAAACAAAAAUUAAUUACAGAUUUUGAUGAAGCAACUAAUGGUUUAGCUAUACGUUUACCAGCUCCAAUAGAUAAUUCAUAUGAUUUAACUAAUAAACAAAAUCAUAAUAGAAUAUCAACACCAUUAACAAAGAAACGAAUCAAUGGAAUAAUAAAAGAUCAACAUCUAACAGAAAAUAUUAAACCAGAGAGAUCAUUAUUUUAUGAAACAUCAGUCUAG
Rotaria sp. Silwood1 is the source of this 2445-nucleotide messenger RNA. The record is from the annotation of a GenBank genome assembly. NCBI's taxonomy places the organism in Eukaryota, Metazoa, Rotifera, Eurotatoria, Philodinida, Philodinidae.